AUGCUCAAGGUUAUAGGGACAAUCUUGCCUUGCGUGUUAUGCUCUUGUCUGUGCUUCUGUGUCCAGGCCAUCAGUGCACUUGGUCCCUUACGAAAAGUAGAAGUGGCACGAUCGCUGAAACCAUCCAUGAGUGGUGAAACGAUGGACUUUGGAUUAAAUUCAUCCCCGCUGCAAGAAGCAAGAUCUAUACUGCAUAUCGAUUCAGGCCUGCCUUCAUUUGGGCCACCAAAAGGAAUAGAAGCCAGAUCUUCUCUAAAUCUUCUAAAACGCGGGCUGGAUCCUCGUAUUGAUCUGAAUGCUUUUCCGCCAGAGUACGAGCAAUUCUACUCUCAAGAUAAAGGACAGCCAGCAAGUGCCACAGAAAGAACUCCAACUGCUGUACCGGUGCAAAGGAAAGAGAAGAAGAAGAAGCUAUCUCCGGAGGAAAAAAGGAGAAGACAAGUGAUCGCAGUAACUGCUUCCAGAUAUCGCUUAAAGGAGAGAUUGAAGGAAGCGCUCAAAGAUCCUUCAAAAAUGACGCCUGAACUACAGAAAUCUUUUGACAAACUCAAAGCGACAAGUCGUAGAGGUGCAAAUAGAUACUAUUCGAGAUUAUCGGAAAAGAUGAAAAAUAACGAACCGUUGACUCCCGCAGAGCAUAGAAGAAUACAAGCAGGUAACAGAACAAAGGAAUGGCGAAACGCAAAUCCGAAAAAUCAAAGAAAUAUCAUGCUAGAACGUAGAAUUUUGCUAGGCUUGAUAUUGCUCCUCAUCUUGAUCUGCAGCUUAUGCUUUGAAAAGCGUGAUGUUGAUGCAAAAUGUGCCACAGAUUAUCUUCAUAGUACUCUUGGCCUUCUUCCGCCUACAGUCCUACGCAAACGAGGUGAAAGUUUCAAGCUUGAUCUCAACUUGCCACCAGCUACAGAAGAAGGAGUAGAUGCUCCACAAAGUGGACAAGUUGGCUCUAGAUUGGCAUCUGAGCAAGAAAAGGGGGAUACUGUUUCGCAACAAGUUGCUCCACAAUUGGCCGAACAUGAUUCAAAUCCUUUCGCGAGGAUGGGACGUAGGCCAAAGACCAUGUCCCCAGAGGAGAGACGAAAAAGCAAGAUUGAGAGAUCGAGUUUUCUGAGACGUCAAAGAAGUGCAAUGUAUAAAGAAGCUUGUUGCUGUGAGAAUAUUUAUGAGUUUUUCCAAAGUAUCAUAGACCCAAGCAAAAUGACUCCAAAGCUUCAAAGAUGGGCAGAGAAAUAUAAAGCGACAAAUCGAAGAACUAGCUUAAAAGCAUACCACAAGAUGAAGUUCAAGGCGGAGAACAACUUACCUCUGACAGAAAAAGAAUACAUGCGACUUCAAGCAAGUAGGAAGUCUAAAGAAUGGCGAGAGAGUAAUCCUGAAAAUCGGGCUAAGUAUGAAAAACAUUUGAGACAGAACAGGGAGAGAAGAAAAUUGAACAGAGACAGGAAAGCUGCUAACGAACAACAAGGCUUGCAAAAGCGUGCUUUUGACUUGAACAGGACACCUGAGCCUGAAUCUGAAUCUUCAGCCAGCCAUCAUACCGAUGAGGAAGGACCAUCUAGAAAACGAAAAGAUCCAUCUCGAUUGGAAGAUUCAGGUGCGCCAAAGAAAAGGUUAAGAUCAGAUCCAAAGGUAGAAACUAUACGGCAAAAAUGGAAAGAAGCACAAGAAGACCCCUCGAAAAUGACCCCUCAGAUUCAAAAAAGUAUCGAUCGAUACGAAAGGAAGAAGUUGAGUUCGAGACGUGCACAUGCAGCCUUGAUGGAAAAAGUACGAAAAGGCGAAGAGCUUUCACCACAACAGAAGAAGCGAUAUGGGUCUCUCUAUCGUACAAAAGAAUGGAGAGAGUCUUCUGAAACAAAUAAAGCCAGGUAUUGGAUGAAGAGAAAUAAAGCACAAUCAGUGGAAAAUCCUGAUUCAGAGCAAGCCAUCUCAUCUUUCAAGCGGAAACGAUUGCGGGUCCCCGGCAAGACUGCAGAACAAAAGAAAGAAUCGAAGCGAGUGAUAAAUCGAAUGUAUUAUCGUCAACGCAUGGAUCGAUACAAAGCGGCCCGUAAUGAUCCAUCUAAAAUGACUCCAGAGCUUCGUGAAGAGAUGAAGGAAUACUAUCGCAAGAAUAAUGAGAGUACAAAACGGUAUCAUGAGCGUGAGCGGAAAAAGGCGAGGGGAGGUAAAUAA
Messenger RNA from Meira miltonrushii, 2172 nucleotides. RefSeq lists its product as uncharacterized. The transcript has 12 exons. The coding region runs from base 1 to 2172 and encodes 723 amino acids. The record is from RefSeq and is a predicted model, not a curated record. Lineage: Eukaryota; Fungi; Basidiomycota; Exobasidiomycetes; Exobasidiales; Brachybasidiaceae.